UCUUCUUCGUCUGUUUGUAUAAUUAUCAUUCAGACGUUAAAGUCCUCUCAUGUCAGUUUUGGGGGUUUUUAGCCUCCAUGUGUGAAGGCACUUCUCCACCUCCCUGUGAACUCACUGUAAACAAACCGACCUCAUGAAUAUUAAUCAGUGGGCGGGGUCUGUCGGUGGAUAUUACCCAGCCUCCUGCGGGGCCGCUGAAGUGCUGUCCGGGCUCCAGCUGCAGCCAGUCGGGCUCCAGACCGUGUUCAGCGGAGACGAUAAUAAAGAGAAUCAGGACAAUAGCAGACAAAAGGUUUCCGUGCGGGAAGGAGGCAGGACGUCGUCUUUACUGUCAGGACUUUGUGGGGAUCUUUUUUUUUUUUUUUUUGGAAAGAAAAGCUUGUGCAAGUCCCAUCCGGAGGAGUAUAAACCCGGAGCGGAGGGUUGCACCGACUUCCAGUGAACCCCCGAGAGCCGCCAGGCAGCAGCCCGCCGCCGGUAUGACCCUCACCCGGAGCCCCGUCCUCCUCCUCCUCCUCCCCGCUGCCUUCAGCCUGCAGCUCCUGCUGCUCUCCGCCCGCAUCAAGGUUUCUUCAGCUUCAGGACACUUUGAGUUUCAGAUUUUGUCGAUGCAGAACGUUAACGGGCAGCUGCAGAGCGGCGCCUGCUGCGACGGAUCCCGGGACGCGACGGAUCAGCGCUGCACGACGGACGAAUGCGACACCUACUUCCGCGUCUGUCUGAAGGAGUACCAGCUGAUGGUGCCCUCGGCCGGGCCCUGCAGCUUCGGCACCGCCUCCACGCCCGUGCUCGGUGGGAAUACCUUUUCUUUACACAACGCCGAGAGCGACAAAGCCAGGAUCGUGCUGCCGUUCAGCUUCGCGUGGCCGAGGCUGUACACGUUGAUCGUGGAAGCUUUGGACUUUAACAACGACUCGUCCUCCGGCGGCGUCGGCGGGGCGGUGAUCGGGAAGGCCGUCGCCUCUGGGAUGAUCAACCCGAGCCGGCAGUGGCAGAGCAUCGAGCACAACGGCCCCGUGGCUCAUUUCCACUUCCAGGUCCGUGUCAGCUGUGACGAGCACUACUACGGCUUCGGCUGCAACAAGUUCUGCCGCCCGCGAGACGACUUCUUCGGACACUACGAGUGCGACCACAACGGCAACAAGAUGUGCCUGGAGGGCUGGUCCGGUCCAGACUGCAACACUGCGAUCUGCAGGCAGGGCUGCAGCACUGAACAUGGAUCCUGUAAAGUUCCUGGAGAGUGCAAGUGUCUGUAUGGCUGGCAGGGUGAGUACUGUGAUCAGUGCGUCCCUUAUCCCGGCUGUGUUCACGGCAGCUGUGUGGAGCCCUGGCAGUGUCUCUGCGACACCAACUAUAGAGGAUUUCUGUGUGACAAAUAAAUGAAUAAAGAAGUUGAUGAAACGAGAAAGUCUGGGAAAGUCUCCUUCAUGUUCCAGUUUUAAGUCAUAUAAUCAUCAUCAUCAUCAUCAUCAUCAUCACUAUGUGGGUCCAUUGUCUAAGACGAGGAGGCUCCUUCUUACUUUUUUGUCAUCACUUCUUUUUGCAGACUAAAGGUUAAAAGUAUGAAAAUGUUUUUACUUGACUAGAAAAUGUGAUCAUGAUUAGCAUCUACGUGUCCACACAGUUGUUUAUUUUUAACCUGAGCUGUGAUAAAGAAACAAAUAUUUCUGAUAAUGUUAUAAAACUGUAUGAAUCUGCAAAAAAAAAAAAAGUUAUUAAAAUGAGUCAAAUCAGUAAAUUCUGCAGCAUCUUCAGAAGAGAAUAAAAAACAACCAACUAGAUACAAGAAUCGCAAGUGAAGAGACAAAGAACAGAUGAUGAAUUGUUUGUUUCUGUAAUGCAGCUAAAAAAAAGAAAUCUUGCAAAGUGUUUAACAGUUGAGCAAAUGUAAAAAUAUAAAAGGAUGUUCUUCCUUUGUUGUGGUUGAACCUUCAGGACUAAAUGCAUGUUGACAGAUCAUAAAUAUUGUAAAACUCAGCUGCUGAACUCACUGAACCUUCAUAUUCAUAUUGAGCCUGAAACACAUAAACACUAAUUACACACAUUAAAGGAAAAGCAAUAAAGGAAAUAUUCAGAUCUUUAGAAAAUGUUCCUUUUCCAGAGUCAGAUUGACUUCAUAUCAUCUGGAUCUACAUUAUCUAGUUCAUCAUUAAUGAAUUAUCAAGUAGCACUGUUGCUAUGGUGAUGAUACCCGGACGGGCUGAAAGGUUUGAUGGAGUUACAUCUGUGAACCAGUUAAUGAACCGUCCUCAGUAGAAACUGAAACAAUUCACUGUCAUCAGCUGAUAAAAGAGAGAAACAGGAUGAAACGCGGUAGAGAGAGAACAGAUGAAAAUGAGGGAGAGAAAGUUAAGAGGAAGAUCAGGAAAAUGAUAUGAAAAUGGAGGGAAAAGAAACGGAUGAGAGUAAAAGAAAGUGGAAACAGGAAAGGAAGAAGAAUG
Molecule: messenger RNA, 2441 nt
Organism: Thunnus maccoyii (southern bluefin tuna)
Lineage: Eukaryota; Metazoa; Chordata; Actinopteri; Scombriformes; Scombridae
Product: protein jagged-1a-like
Exons: 6
Coding region: 480-1379 (299 amino acids)
Biological process (GO): neuron development; multicellular organism development; cell communication
Cellular component (GO): membrane; neuron projection
Molecular function (GO): protein homodimerization activity; protein heterodimerization activity; cell adhesion molecule binding
Source: RefSeq, a predicted model, not a curated record